AUGGAAUCUUAUUUACAAUACGAGCUUGCACCAUUGUCACUUUUUACAGAAAAUGGCCUCAGAAAAAAUGUUAAAUCUCAACUUUACGAUUUAUUUGUGAGUGCGAAUGGACCAACGAAUUCUGACGGCAUUGUGCAUGUCGUCGACGGUGGAUUUUUACUGCAAAAAGUAAUUUGGCAGAAAAAUGAAACAGUGGAAGAAAGAAUGAAUAAAUAUUUUCGAUAUGUAGAAAAACAUUACGCAGCAAGCAGCUAUAUCGGUUUUGAUGGGUACCCCGAAAUUAAAAAAUCAGUUACUGUGACAACAGUACCAGCAGCUACUUCAACUAAAAAAGGAGAACGUAGUCGUAGAAAAACGUCAGACAAUAUUCCAGAGUUUGAUUAUCAAAACCAUACAAAAAUACCAUUUCUGAAAGAAAAAUUUUUAUCUAACGAGAAACACAAGGACAAAAUAAUAAAAGCGUUAAUGAAAAGAUUACAGUCACAAGAAUUUUCCUGUAAACAAGCAGAAGAAGAUGCUGAUGCAGACAUUAUUAAAUUUCGAUAG
This is a messenger RNA of Psylliodes chrysocephalus, 546 nucleotides long. NCBI's taxonomy places the organism in Eukaryota, Metazoa, Arthropoda, Insecta, Coleoptera, Chrysomelidae. The record is from the annotation of a GenBank genome assembly.